Ochotona curzoniae (black-lipped pika) is the source of this 3538-nucleotide messenger RNA. RefSeq names its product EDAR associated death domain (gene EDARADD). Lineage: Eukaryota; Metazoa; Chordata; Mammalia; Lagomorpha; Ochotonidae. Gene Ontology annotation, biological process: signal transduction. The record is from RefSeq and is a predicted model, not a curated record. Gene Ontology annotation, molecular function: protein binding. The transcript has 6 exons. The coding region runs from base 145 to 762 and encodes 205 amino acids.
CAGGGACGCGCAGAGCCGCCUAGGUUUGCUCGGAGCUCAUCUUGGAAGAGCAGGACUUUCUAUUCUGUGGUCCGGCUCUCCGGCCCAGACCCGGAGGUCGUCCAGCCCACUCCAACCACUCUCAUCUGUCCCCAUCCCGCCCCCAUGGCUUCUCCGGAGGACCCUCUGCGCCCAGAUCACAUGACAAAGGAGCCAGUGGAGGACACAGACCCUAGCACUUUAUCCUUUAACACGUCAGACAAAUAUCCCAUUCAAGAUACAGGACUCCCUAAAGCUGAGGAGUGUAAUACAGUUCUUCUGAACUGCCCGCCAAGCUCUGAUGAGCAGCAUCAGGGAGAAGAAAAUGGCUUUCCAGACAGCACUGGAGAUCCCCUUUCAGAUGUCAGCAACGACAAGUCCUGUCAUGAAAACUGUACUUGUUCCUCCUGCUCACAUCGGGCCCCCACUAUCAGUGACUUACUUAAUGAUCAGGAUGUACUAGAUGUGAUCAGGAUAAAGCUAGAUCCAUGUCACCCAACAGUGAAAAACUGGAGGAAUUUUGCAAGCAAAUGGGGCAUGCCUUAUGAUGAAUUGUGUUUCCUGGAGCAGCGGCCACAGAGCCCCACCUUGGAGUUCUUGCUCCGGAACAGUCAGAGGACGGUGGGCCAGCUGAUGGAUCUCUGCAGGCUCUACCACAGGGCCGACGUGGAGAAGGUUCUGCGCAGGUGGGUGGACGAGGAGUGGCCCAAGCGGGAACGAGGAGACCAUCCCAGGCACUUCUAGAUCCCUCUUCUUCCUUCAUUGGCCUUUUCAGAUGCUGAAACAACCCCAGGUCAAAGAGGAAUGUGAAAUCUGGUUUUUUUUGGUUUUUUUUUUUUUUUGAGUGUAAGAUAAGGACCUGUUGCCAUGGAUGUUGGUUUUCCCCAAAGCUGAUGUUUUUUGUGGAAGGGUAGGUUUUGUUUUGGUGGUGGAUGUAUGUUUCUUGGAUUUUGCACAUGUGUUUUAAUUUAAUAUUUGAAUCUGGAAUUGGGAAAAAAAAUUUUUUUUAAAGUUCCUGUAGCAGCUGAAGUCUGCAAUCAGAAUGGAUUCAUACAACAAUGAAAAUGGAGGUGUCCUCUCCCUUAAAUACUGCUGAAGUUUUCCAUGGGACCUGAGUUGUUGAUGAUGCUGAGCAUACAAUCGCCAUCACACCAAGAUCCAUAGUGACCAGUGGCUUUCCCACUGAAGAAAAUAGCAAUGAGAAGUUACCCUGUUUCGUUAGCCUGUUACUUUUUUGUCAUCUUCAAGUGAAUUCAAAAGGAUGCUGCAUGAUAUGACAUCAUCUUACAGAAUGGCACUGCCAUCUUUUUAAUCCAAAUAAUGUUUAUAAUUUGUGAAGUAGCAACAAUGUCACUUGCUCAAAUAUCUUUAAAAGAAGCACAAGAAGUGAUGGUUACUUGGACAAUGGAUUUGGAAAUUAGUAGGUCAAGGGAAUGAUGUUUGACAGAGUAUUGCAAAUGCCCUUUUGUUACUCAUCCUUUUAUUAUUUAAUAUUUAAUUUCUAUUUCUAUAUGUGGCUAAGUAUUUCACCCCCUGAAACUCAGUUAAUCGGUAAAUAAUGAUCACCUGUCCACUGCUUCUAGCACUUACUAUCCCAGCUACAACAUGACCCAAUAGCACCACCCAGCGACCUCGUCAAUAUCGAGCUAGGAGAGUCUUAUUGUGGAUACUAGGAAGGAAGGUAUGUAUUGAAAUCCUAAUUUUAAACACUUUUAAGCAAAAUGAGAAAUUUAUUUUAAAAAUAUCUAAUGCUCUUAUUUAAUAGUUUUAGAGAAAGAGAAAAAGUGGGCAUAGGAGAGUUUGUUAUUAUAAAGGCAAGAUUUUCUAUGUUCUUUGAGGAAAAAGAAGCAAAGCCUUGCUUUUGGUGAUACUUUCAUGAAAUAUUAUAUGAUUUUAGCUGUGAGCUUAGAAGAGUGUGGCACUUGGAGAUUCUGCGCAAGGCCUUGAUUAAAAUAAGGGAAGCCAAUGACCAACCCUGAUUAAAUAUGAAGUAACCAUAAGAACCCUAAGAAUUAGCUCAAUUCAGUCAACGUUGCCACCAAAUAUAAACUGUAAAGUAGUAAAAUCUACUAGAAGCUUACUCAUCACUUAUGAUUUGGCAUUAAUCACACCCACGUCAUCUUUCAUUGGCUGAUCUAGUCUGUCAUCAAAAGUACUUAACCAGCAGCCAAAAUAAAGUGUAUUGAUCUUUAGAAAUAAAUUUCUUGGCCAGUUGGCGUUCACUGUGGCAACUUCUGAACAGGCAUUGUCAGUCAUGUUCCAGGCACCAUAUGGGAUCUGUUUGGGGCGUUUUUGUCUUCUGUGACCUUAAUUGGAUAGGUCACAGCUCACUAAGCUGCCUAUGACCUGCUCUCACUCACUGUCCUCAGUUCAUUGUGAACAAAAUGUUGGAAGGCUUUUGACACUUGAGGGAAAUAGUAACCGUGUGCAUUGUGAUUAUUUGGCAAAUUUUGUAGUACCAGACCCCCAGUGCUAUUCAGCGGCCAUACCCCCUUGUAUCCUGCCACCCCAGGGAUGUAAGAAGCAGGUCCUAGGCCAAAAAAAAUCUUAGUUACUGCCCACCUAGGUGCUUCCGGAAAGUUCCUUCCCUCCCCCAUCUCCAUCCAGGCAGACAUGUCACACCAGCAGAACGCAGGGCAGCUCAGUCUGUGACCACCAUGGACGUGGUGAUGGAGUUGGUGGCUGAGGAGAGGGAGAGGAGGAGAGAGGGGGAAAACUCCUUCUGUUCCCUGUCCUCAACCCCCUCCCUCCUCCUCCUCCUACUUUGGGGCUUCCAUUCUUCCCAAACCAGGAAGAAGGAAGAGCAGGUGGGAUGGGCCCCCAGUCCCCCAGACGUUAUCCCCAUAGGGAGAGGAGGAGAUUUGUCGUGUCCUCAGAGACUUCUUGCCUGAGACUGACAGGUGCAAAAGGUGCUGCAGGAAGAAGGGGUGUCCUGAGAAGACUUGGAGUGAGACAGCCCCCAUCCCCUCCCCACUCCUGCUGCCCACGGCCUUCUCUGCUUCAGCCCGGUCCCCAGCUCAGCAGGAGUCAUGCUCUGUUCAGAACCACAGGGCCACGCUGAGUGGCUUGGAACAGUUGCCAAGGAGGUGUCCUUCAAAAUUCCCUGUGUGGGGUGCUUCAGCAGUAACACUGGACAGUUUGAAAUAUUACUAGCAUUCCAGAUUCAAUGGAACUUCAAAUGAAAAAUUCCUCAUGGAAGCGUUCCUCGUGUGCGGCCAAUCGGGUUUGGUGGAACCCAAGUUCAGCCUCACGGAUGUCUGAAGUGAAAGCCCUUGGUGAUCUGCCUUUGGGGAAACUGGUUCAUCGCUGGACUGCUUCUAUGUGGGCCUAGUUCCAAGAUUUCAACCUCAGACUUCAGUCUCAAAACUGACUUUAAACUGAACUUAUCGUCAUAUAUGUCUCGAACACAGCUGUUGUUCCUAAAUGUUGGUAGAAUGCGCAUCUCAAGUUUGAUGAAAAAUGUCAAGCAGAAGAACACUCACUCUUAUGGAAUGAAGUGUUGCCCAGUGAAAGAAUAAAA